This is a messenger RNA of Symbiodinium sp. CCMP2592, 1869 nucleotides long. NCBI's taxonomy places the organism in Eukaryota, Dinophyceae, Suessiales, Symbiodiniaceae. The record is from the annotation of a GenBank genome assembly.
AUGCUUGAGCCCCUCGUGGGCGAGCGUGGGGCGAGCGUGCCCGCCAGCGUCCUGGCGGCGGCCCUGGAGGAAGCUGCAGCUGUCGGCCUGCCCUUGGGUCCCGAGCUCCCCGGACGCCUCGAAGGUCUCUGCCAGGAAGAAGAGCGCGAGGGCAUCUGGCGCUGCCUCUGCACGGCCUUAAGUGACGCAGACCGCCUGAGUGUGGCCUUCUGGUCGAACGAAGCCCAACAGAUGGGCAUCGAGCUUCCAAAGGAGCUCCAGGCAGCAAUGGCCGCGCUGCGGAAAGAGGAGGAAAUUGUCAUUUUCUUCCGCACUUCCCGGGGUCUUGUGACGGGUGGCAAGGACGUCAGCAGUCGCAAAAAGGCAUACAAUGCCGCUCUUGGCGCCUGUGCAAAGGGUCGCGCUUGGGAAGAAGCGCUGCAUUUGGUGGGAAAGCUGGUGGCCAAGCACCUGGAGCCCGACAUCUUCACCUACAACACGCUCCUCAGCGCAUGCAGCGGCGGAGCUUCCUGGCUGUUUGCACUGUCCGUGCUCGCCGCUGGCGUCGCUUCCCACAUGGAGCCCAACAUGAUCACUUACAGUUCGACGAUCAGCGCCCUCAACCGUGCCGGUCAGUGGCAGAAGGCUCUGCAGCUGCUAGCGGAGUGCUCCGCUGCGCAAUGGCGGGCCGACGUGAUCUUGUACAGCUCUGCAGUGAGCUCCUGCGAAAAGGCCGGUGCCUGGACACAGGCACUUCGGCUUCUCCGCGACGCUGGGGAGCUCGGGUUGAGCACCGAUGUGGUUCUUUACAGUGCUGUGGUCAGUGCCACCCAAAGGGCCGGCGAAUGGCGCCAGGCCAUGUCUUUCUUGGAAGAGCUCGGCCACAAGGCGGUCCAAGCUAAUGUGAUCACCAUCAGUUCUGCGGUGAGUGCCUGCGAGAAGGGAGGACGAUGGGAAGAAGCUCUUCAUCUGUUGCAUGACAUGGCGAACAGCGAGCUGCAGCCUAACAUCGUAACAUACAACGCCGCCAUCAGUGCGUGCGAAAAGGCCGCCCAGUGGCAGCAAGCUCUGGCACUGCUUCAGGCGCUGUCAACGAAUCAGCUGAAUCCCACCGAGAUCACAUGCAAUGCACUCAUCAGCGCUUGCGAGAAGUCUGGGGAGUGGCAGCGUGCUUUGCUGCUCUUUGCUCAGCUUCGGCGAAGGCAUCUGCAGCCCACUGCUGUCAGCGUAAAUGCUGCCUGCAGUGCCUGUGAGAAACGGAGUAGCUGGCGACAGGCCCUCCGCUUGCUUCUCGAGGAGGAGGAGCAAGGAGUCGAGCUGGAUGUCAUCUCUUUCAGUGCAGUCAUUAGCGCUUUGGAGAAAGCCGCGGAGUGGGAGCAUGCGCUCCGACUCCUUCGCCGCCUCGGCACCUCAAGUUUGCUUCCCGAUGAUGUGGCCUACAGCUCUGCGAUCAGCGCUUGCGGGAAUGCUGGCCAGUGGUGUCAAGCGCUUGCUUUACUUGCUGAGAUGUCCGAGAAGAAGGUGGCAGCGAGCGUGAUCACUUACAAUGCUGUGCUCAGCGCAUGUGACACUGGUUCUCGGUGGCAGCACGCUUUCGAGGUUUUCCGACACCUGCACCGAAGAAGGAAAAGCCCCGACAUCAUUUCCUACAACGCCCUCCACAGCAGCUGUGCAGCAUCUUCACAUUGGCAGCUGGCGGCUUGGCUUCUGAUGGACGCCGCUGGGCAGCGCGUCGACGCGGACGCCAUUACCUUCGAGCUGGUCCUGCUGGCAGCUGAGGGCGGCGGAGCAACCAAGGAGAUGCCCAAGUUGCUGCCAUCCCUGGCCAGCGUGGGACUUGCAUGCUGUGAUGGAGCGCUCAACUUCGAAGACUCUAAUGCAGGAGCCUGA